Molecule: messenger RNA, 3171 nt
Organism: Pseudoliparis swirei
Lineage: Eukaryota; Metazoa; Chordata; Actinopteri; Perciformes; Liparidae
Gene: fbxo46
Product: F-box protein 46
Exons: 3
Coding region: 887-3070 (727 amino acids)
Molecular function (GO): protein binding
Source: RefSeq, a predicted model, not a curated record
CAAGAUGGCCUUCCUCCUCCUGCCGUUCUGACACUGAUUAUUUUGGUAUCACCCGAGAACAUAACCGUAAAAAGCUCGCGUCCCCUUCUCGAGAGAUAGCGGCGGAGCGGCCGCCCAGAGUCCCCACAAGGCGCCCAGUCCGGCGGACUCCGUCCGGCCAACUGACAAGGCGGCGCGCGAGCCCUCGGCGGCCAUCGCUGGACGACGGUUGAUGAAAAGCUAACGUCGAGCAGCGAGCGGAGCUAGCCUAGCCUAGCUUAGCAUAGCUUAGCUCCGCGGAUAGUUAACUCGUGUCACCUGCGUUCCACCAGACGAACUGGUUCAGAGGGAAAUACAACGAGGAACGGCUUGUCAUCAAGCCGAGACGGUUGCCCGGGUGGAUCAACGCGGUUGAGACGCCAAAACCUGAAAUGGAAUCCCUUUAAUUUGAUUGGGCGGCUCCGCAGCGAGAGACGAUCAGCGCACGACGUAACCGGCUGAUUGAGUUUGGCAAAGUAGGGAGGCGGACCAGUUGUGAGAAGUUCAGUGAGUCGCGUGACGAUAUCGGCGUCUUUCUCCAGGGGCGUCCGGGCUCCGACUCGACGGCGCCUCUAUCGCUCGUCCAUCAUCCGAUCUGCGUCGUCGCUCUAGAAAUGCAAACUCUGUUUUCACUGGGCCGCUUCUCUCUCUCUCUCUCUCCCCGCCGGCACCCCCACCCUUUCCUCUCAUCUCUCCCUUUCCCGUCGAUGCAGGUCGUCUCCCCAGCGUUGCCGGCGGCCUUGGCAACAGACGGUGCCCGUCGGGUCGCCGGGACCAGGGGGGGGGGGGGUGCCGAGGAUGAGCGCUCUGGCUCUGGGCGUCUGCCGGCCAGCAUAGAUGCCGAUAUGCCCCGGUGGUCCGCAUCCUGAUGGAUCGAGACACCUUCUCCCACAUCCGCCUGUGGUGCCCGCGGCCCUUCGGCACCUACUCCCAGAACAAAGCCAGGAGCCCGGGCUCGGGGGGCGGCGGCGGCGGUGGAGGAGGCGGCGGCGGGUCGGGGUCCCCCUCCCUCUGCAAGGCCGAGCCCUCUCCGGGCGCCAGGAGGACCGUGGACGGAGGUGAAGAUGGAGGGAUGAUAGUGGGUGUGCGGGAGGCGAACGGAGAAGAAGAGGAAGAGGAGGGGGAUGCGGGCUCGGAGAACACGCCGCCGGAACCGGAGCUCGUCCCCGGCUCACAGAGCCGCGCCCCUCCGGCGCCGCCCUCCUGCGCCCAGAUGGAAGACGGCCGCGUGCUGCUGGACACCUGGUACGUCAUCAAGCCGGGCAACACCAAGGAGAAGAUCGCCUUCUUCGUCGCGCACCAGUUCAGCGGAGCGGGUCAGCCCAGACCCAGCGCCAUGAAGGUCAAAGGCAACUGGGCGACCGACUGCAGCAAAGCCAAAAGACGAAGGCGGUGCUCGUCCUACGACCCCCCGACCCGCUCCGCGGCCUCGGGGCCGAGCCUCGGCCGCGACUCCUCCCCCCUUUCGCCUUCCGACCCCGACGAGCCGCCGCUGAGCGAGUCGGACCUGCUGUCGGUGGCGGAGAUGGUCGCCCUGGUGGAGCGGAGGACGUCCGCGGCCCUCCAGGGGAUGAUGGCGGUCCACGGCGGUCAGCACCACCAGGACACCGCUCCUCACGGCCCGGGCCUCGCCCCGCACCAGCACACCCUCCUCCGGGGCCGGGCGUCGGAGCCCACUCCCAUCGUGUACGCGGCGGACGGUUCGGGCGCCAAAGAGGAGGAGCCGUCGUCCCUGAUCCAGACGGACCAGGAGCUGGAGGAGCAGCAGGAGUCCCUGAGGGUCGCCCAGGCCAUCGCGCACUUUGAGUCCCAGAACCAGGAGAGUCGGUUCCGUCUGGCCUCCGGAGUGGACUCUCCCAACGGAGACGGAGAGAAGGAGCGUCGGCGAGGAGGGGAGGCCGGCGUCGCCGCCCCUCCCCCGCCCCCCGGCCACGGCGAGGUCCGAAUAGCUUUCCGCGUGUCGAACCUGGACCCGCGCUCUCCGCUGGAGCCCGCCGGCCGCUCCCGCUGCAUGUUCAUGAGCUGCGGCGGCGGCGGCGGCCAGACGGCGGCCGGCGCCAAAGAGAAGAUCACCUGCGACCUCUACCAGCUCGUCAGCUCCUCGUCCCGGGACCCCGGCGGCCUGCUGCUCGCCGCCACCGCCCCCAAACCAGAGGGCGACCCCCGGCGGCCCGACGGCGGCGCCGACCCGUCCCGCGAGGAGAAGAAAGCGGCGGGGCGCGAGCGAGUGACCGGCUUCCACGUGGAGGUGGUGGUGACGGGCGCCGUGGACCAGUGCGUGUUCUACGGCAAGGACGGCGCCGAGAACGUGCAGGAGGAGACGGUGUGCUUCGCCAUGUCCGGAGGAGGAGGAGGAGGGUGUGACCCUUCGUCGGACGACCCCCCUCCGGGUCAACUCUUCUUCCUCCAUCCGCCGCGGGGCCCCGAGGACGACGCCAAAGGGCCGGGCGGCGGGUCGGGCAUCUGCUCUCUGGACUGCGCCAACAACAACGGGGCGGGGGAGCGGGCGGCCGGGCCGGACUCCCCCGGCGGCGCCGACUGCCCCGACCCCUCGCUGUGCCGCCUCUACCGCCAUGUGUCCCACGACUUCCUGGAGAUCCGCUUCCAGAUCCAGCGCCUGCUGGAGCCGCGCCAGUACAUGCUGCUGCUGCCCGACCACAUCGCGGUCAACAUCUUCGGCCGCCUGCCGACGCGCGCGCUCGCCGCCCUCAAGUGCGCCUGCCGCGACUUCCGGGCGCUGAUCGAGGCGUACGGCGUGCGGCCGGUGGACUCGCGCUGGAACCGCGACCCGCUCUACCGGGACGACCCGUGCAAGCAGUGCAAGCGGCAGCACGCGCGCGGCGACGUGUCGCUGUGCCGCUGGCACCCCAAGCCGUACCACCACGACCUGCCUUACGGACGCUCCUAUUGGAUGUGCUGCCGGCGCCCGGACAAGGACACGCCGGGCUGCCGCGUCGGGCUCCACGACAACAACUGGGUGCAGCAGCCGGCCGGCGCCGCCCAGCAGCCGGCCCGCGCCAAGCGGGAGGACAAGCGGGAGGACGCCAGGUAGACGGGCGGGGGGAGGACCCGCCCACCUCCUUCUGGCUCCGCCCCCCUCCCGUCUCGGCUCGGAGGACCGAUCGGAGAGGGUCGCCGGGAGGAAGGAGCGCG